This is a messenger RNA of Colletotrichum paranaense, 924 nucleotides long. Its product is annotated as DnaJ domain-containing protein. Bases 1 to 924 code for a protein of 307 amino acids. Gene Ontology annotation, cellular component: nucleus; cytoplasm. The transcript is spliced from 2 exons. Gene Ontology annotation, molecular function: heat shock protein binding. Lineage: Eukaryota; Fungi; Ascomycota; Sordariomycetes; Glomerellales; Glomerellaceae. The record is from RefSeq and is a predicted model, not a curated record.
AUGUCAUCUCCCGACGAGCUUGUUGACGACAGUCCCCCCGAGAUCGACCCCUAUGAGAUCUUGGGACUCGAACGCGAGGCUACACCGGAACAGGUCAAGUCUGCCUACCGAAAAGCAGCACUCAAGAACCACCCAGACAAGGUCUCCGAUGACCAGAGAGAUGAGGCGAAGGAAAAGUUCCAGGCCAUUGCUUUCGCCUACGCCAUUCUCUCUGACCCGGCACGACGCAAGCGAUACGACACAACCGGUUCUACAUCCGAGUCCAUCAUCGACUCCGAGGGCUUCAACUGGUCCGACUAUUACCGCGAACAAUUCCAAGAUGCGAUCUCUGCAGAAGCCAUCGAAAAGUUUGCCAAUAAGUACAAGGGCUCCGACGAGGAGAAGGACGACGUCUUGAUCGCCUACGAAAACUCCAAGGGCGACAUGGACGGGAUCUACGAAUCAGUCAUGCUAAGCGACGUGCUCGAGGACGACGAACGGUUCCGCCAGAUCAUUGACGAGGCUAUUGCCAGCGAAGAUGUCCAGGCAUACAAGCGAUACACAAAGGAGAGCAAGCUGUCAAAAGCGGCUCGCGUCAAGGCAGCAAAGGGCGAGGCGAACGAGGCCGAGGAGUACGCCAAAGAGCUUGGAGUUCACGAUAAGCUCUUUGGCGACAAAAACGGCAAGGGGAAGAAGAAGGGCAAGGAUAAUGGAGAGGCCGACCUGGCCGCGCUCAUUAAGGGCAACCAGCAAAAACGUGCAGGUUUUCUGGACGAUCUCGCUGCCAAGUAUGGAGCCACCAGCCAGCCUAAAAAGGGCAAGAAGAGGGUCGUGGAGGAGGAAGAGCCGUCAGAAGAGGCAUUCCAGGCUGCAGCUGCACGGCUGAAGAAGCCCAAGGCAGACGAAAGCAAACCUGCCAAAGCGGGAAGAAGAUCGAAGCGGUAA